This is a messenger RNA of Mesitornis unicolor (brown roatelo), 675 nucleotides long. RefSeq names its product sodium-dependent phosphate transporter 1-B-like. Gene Ontology annotation, cellular component: membrane. The transcript has 5 exons. Gene Ontology annotation, molecular function: phosphate transmembrane transporter activity. The record is from RefSeq and is a predicted model, not a curated record. Lineage: Eukaryota; Metazoa; Chordata; Aves; Mesitornithiformes; Mesitornithidae. Gene Ontology annotation, biological process: phosphate ion transmembrane transport. The coding region runs from base 1 to 675 and encodes 224 amino acids.
AUGACGCCCUUCCUCUGGAUGCUGGUCCUGGGCUUCAUCAUCGCCUUCAUCCUGGCCUUCUCAGUGGGCGCCAACGAUGUGGCCAACUCCUUUGGCACGGCGGUGGGCUCGGGGGUGGUGACCCUGCGGCAAGCCUGCAUCCUGGCCAGCAUCUUCGAGACUGUGGGCUCUGUCCUGCUGGGAGCCAAAGUCAGUGAGACCAUCCGGAAGGGGCUGAUCGAUGUGGAGAUGUACAACUCCAAGCAGCAGCUGCUGAUGGCGGGGUCCAUCAGCGCCAUGUUCGGCUCUGCUGUGUGGCAGCUCGUGGCUUCGUUCUUGAAGCUCCCCAUUUCUGGUACCCACUGCAUCGUCGGAGCGACCAUCGGCUUUUCGCUGGUGGCCAAGGGGCAAGAAGGAGUCAAGUGGUCUGAGCUGCUAAAGAUUGUGUUGUCCUGGUUCAUCUCGCCCCUCCUUUCGGGCAUAAUGUCUGCGAUCCUGUUCUUCCUUGUCCGCAGGUUCAUCCUCUGUAAGGCAGACCCCGUUCCCAACGGCCUGCGCGCUCUGCCCGUCUUCUACGCCUGCACCGUGGGCAUCAACCUGUUCUCCAUCAUGUACACCGGUGCCCCCCGCCUGAGAUCUCCUAGAAGGCGGCUGGCCUGGGCCGAUUUCGGAAGGCUGCAGGCUAGCGUGCGCUGA